GACGAGUAAAACAAGUGUUCAAAGUUCACAACGACGCGAAGUUAUAAAAUUAUCACCUACUAGUAAUCUGUGAUUAUCACUGCUUGGUGAUAACAUAAGUGGACAGUCGGCAUUUCGUUGCAGCCAAAUUUUUUAUUCAAAAUGACUUCCCUACGUACGGUCACAAGAGUUUUAUUUGGAAAGAAUAUUAUAUCAAACAAUGGAGUUUUAGCAGCAGCAAACACAAAGUUUAUGAAACUCUACAGUACCGCACCUCAAUAUGAAAACAUCAAGAUAGAAGUUGUAGGCAGCAAGAAGAAUGUAGGUCUGAUCCAGCUAUACCGUCCCAAAGCCCUCAAUGCCCUAUGCAACCCCCUGUUCAAGGAACUAGGGAAGGCAGUUAAGGACUUUGAUGCCGAUGACAGCAUUGCCGCUAUUAUAAUCACAGGAAAUGAGAAGGCAUUUGCUGCUGGUGCGGACAUCAAGGAGAUGCAAAACAACACAUACACUCACAAUCAAAAGGCGGGCUUCUUGCAAGAGUGGGAAGAUGUGUCCAACUGUGGCAAGCCCAUUAUUGCUGCCGUCAAUGGGUUUGCUCUUGGCGGCGGCUGCGAGCUAGCCAUGCUCUGCGACAUCAUCUACGCGGGCGAGAAGGCCAAGUUCGGCCAGCCGGAGAUCAACAUCGGCACGAUUCCCGGCGCGGGCGGCACCCAGCGCCUGCCGCGGUACGUCGGCAAGUCCAAGGCCAUGGAGAUCGUGCUCACGGGCAACUUCAUUGACGCCCAUGAAGCGGAGAAGAUGGGACUUGUAAGCCGAGUUUUCCCUGUUGAGAAGCUUCUAGAAGAGACUAUCAAAUUGGCCGAGAAGAUCGGCACUCACUCGCCACUGAUCGUCAAGAUGGCCAAGCAGGCGGUCAAUCAAGCGUACGAAACCACACUUAAGUCUGGACUCCAAUAUGAGAAGUCGAUAUUCUAUGGCACCUUCGCUACUGAAGACAGGAAAGAAGGCAUGACAGCAUUCGUUGAGAAGAGAGCCCCCAACUACAAGAAUGAAUAAAUU
Aricia agestis (brown argus) is the source of this 1038-nucleotide messenger RNA. It is a transcript of the gene Echs1, whose product is annotated as probable enoyl-CoA hydratase, mitochondrial. Gene Ontology annotation, biological process: fatty acid beta-oxidation. Gene Ontology annotation, molecular function: enoyl-CoA hydratase activity. The record is from RefSeq and is a predicted model, not a curated record. The coding region runs from base 142 to 1035 and encodes 297 amino acids. NCBI's taxonomy places the organism in Eukaryota, Metazoa, Arthropoda, Insecta, Lepidoptera, Lycaenidae. Gene Ontology annotation, cellular component: mitochondrion. The transcript is spliced from 6 exons.